This is a messenger RNA of Pyricularia oryzae 70-15, 1231 nucleotides long. RefSeq lists its product as uncharacterized. The coding region runs from base 366 to 944 and encodes 192 amino acids. Gene Ontology annotation, biological process: DNA-templated DNA replication; DNA synthesis involved in DNA repair. NCBI's taxonomy places the organism in Eukaryota, Fungi, Ascomycota, Sordariomycetes, Magnaporthales, Pyriculariaceae. The record is from RefSeq and is a predicted model, not a curated record. Gene Ontology annotation, cellular component: delta DNA polymerase complex. Gene Ontology annotation, molecular function: DNA-directed DNA polymerase activity. The transcript is spliced from 2 exons.
GUUUGGCGUUGCCAGGACAGCAAAAUCUGGACGAGUCCAUCACUCAGAGAUGCCUGCCUGCCUUAUCCACCAAGAACGUCAUUCAUCAUCGAUCGCUCAGGACGAUUGUGCAAGUAAUUAAAAUAUCGAAAGCCACAAACAUCAAACACACGUCACCCAGGGAGGAUUGAUUCCAAUAUCAACUCCAUCCUACAGAAGAACAAUUUCCAUGCGACAGAGCAUUUCGACAUACAGCUUGCUUCUACAUUUGGUCACAUUGCCAUCCUUGUUCUGCACGUCAACACAAGCUUGAUUCACCCCGCGGACCAGACCUGCCUGCCGCCGAUAUCUUUAAAUCAAUCUCCACUAUUGCCACUUUAUACACAAUGCCCACCACGCGGAGGUCCGCCAGCGCCCAGGGUGCAGCAAGCAAGCAAUCAAAGCUCAGUUUUACACACCGCGUGACAAAACCUGUCGCGCCGGCUGGCAAGAAGCAGCUUGUCUCCCCACCGCUGGUUAAGGAACUACUUUCGGAGAAGAAAGUCGACCCAGUGCCGGAGAUCCAGUUGGAGCAGGAGGAGGAGUUUGAGAUCCCGGCCCCAGUCGAGGUUGUCAAGGAGAAAUCAGAAGUUGAGAUCAGAGCCGAGAAGAUCACCAGCGCACAAAUCAACAAGUAUUGGGAGGAACUAGAGGCGCAGAGAUUAGCACCAAGGGUACAUCAAGAAGACCUCGAUGUUGGCGAGAAGGUGCUGAGAUACUUUGAUGUUAGCUCACAGUAUGGACCAUGCAUUGGUAGUUCGCGCAAGAGGAGGUGGAUGCGUGCCCAGCGUUUGGGACUGAACCCUCCAAUUGAGGCACUUGCUGUUCUAGUACACGAGGAAGCUGCUGGCCAAGACGAGGGCAGCCAGAGAGCAUACAUUGAUGAGAUCAUGAACUCAACAGCGAUAGGAGUUGGCAGUUCGUGAGGAUUUUGUUGUCCCAUAUUUUGUUUUGGUUGAUGGCUUGGAGUUUCCAGUUUGGCGGGCGUUUGGCGAAGGAAUUGCUUUUGGUCUUGUAAAGUUACUUGUUCGUGAGAUGAUGGUAUUGACUAGGGAACAUUUUAGAUUCCCGCAUCCAUGUAGCUCAGCGCUACAGAAACGAAAUGAUAAUGCUUAUGAUUUCAGUACCAUAUGCUCCUCGUCCUGUGGUGUGGUACCGUUUCCUGGCCGGCAGCCUCUUUUUCCUUCAUCGUGUCGUACAAGAAGAAAUCGAU